Peronospora matthiolae is the source of this 825-nucleotide messenger RNA. Lineage: Eukaryota; Oomycota; Peronosporomycetes; Peronosporales; Peronosporaceae. The record is from the annotation of a GenBank genome assembly.
AUGCGCGAGCAAGGCCGCCGAGAGCGCGUCCGCAAGUCUUGUGCGGACGCCGAGGCAGAAAUCACAGCAACUGAUGUCUCAUCGGUUGCUGAAGCGACCCAGCCUGUGUCACUUGGUGAUGCAGGCGCUGGUCAUGAAGACACUCAUGUCUUCACAGAGUACGAGCUCGGUGUCUCGUACUCUCCUGAUACGGAUGACGGAUCCGUAUCGACGGCGAUCGAAUUCAUGCCGCCUGCCAAGCGUGGCAUGGAUGAUGCUAUGCGUCAUAGCAUCUUUGGUUCAUCUGAUGAAUCAGAUGAACCAUCGCCGAAGCGAAGGCGCUCGAGGUCGCGAGACUCGGGCGCUAACAGUGGUGUCGGUUCUCCUAUGGACACCACUUCGCAACGAGGUGCCAGUACUUCUGUCGGCACAUCGCAGGAAGAGCGGGACCGCAAUGUCUUGCGUCUCGCUACUGAGAAGAAGGCAUGGAUGUUUCCAAAAUCCGUCAUGGAUCACUUGUCGGCGACGACGAGUGAUCGUUAUCGAACACGAUUGUUCGAUUCGUCAAGGAUCCAUCACCUUGACCCCAGUGCGAAGAACUACCGAGCUGAGAAUGAAUUCUUCAUCGAUGCUUUCUUUAGACAUCGAUGGUACAGUGGGAAUCACAAACGUGAUGGUCCCUCACUGCUUCAGGCGUGGAACGCCUACAUCCAUAACCUCGAGGAUGUAGGUCGUGACGCUUGGAACGACAAACUUAUCAGAGCUCGUGAUAAGUUUGAAAAGCGAACCCCGACAGGUGCACGCUACAAGCUGCAUCGUCUGUCAAGGGAGAAAGGAUUACUGUAA